Messenger RNA from Lactuca virosa, 448 nucleotides. NCBI's taxonomy places the organism in Eukaryota, Viridiplantae, Streptophyta, Magnoliopsida, Asterales, Asteraceae. The record is from the annotation of a GenBank genome assembly.
AUGGGAAAGUCCUUGACUUUUUCCCUGGGGAGGUGUCAGCUGAUGACAUUAACGAUAUCAAGACUUCAGGCUUCUAAUGCAAACAAGUAUGGGGUGGACCAGGUGGUUAAAUUAGUCGAUAAAGAAAGAGCAAACCUGGAGGUUACAAGAAAUGGUAUUGAGUUGGAACAACAAAGCCUCCGACAAAAACAAAGAUGGUUUUGAACUCGGAACGUAAGAACCAGAUUUGUUGAUGUAGAGUCUGAUUACUUUUGUUCUUAUGGGAUCAUCAUUCAGAAUACGGUUGUUGCAGUAGCUGGAGGGUAUAAGUAGCAAGCAGUGGAAUUGAGGCUUGUACGGGACAAGGAAGUGCUUGAUUGAACAAAGGAUAUUGUGGUCCCAUGACACUCUCUUGGACUCCAACAGAUCGUAGUGGAAUUUGGCAUAUCUUAUAUCAAAAUAGGGAAAU